AUGGUUCUAGGGCGGCGCGCCUUAUGGCGCACCCGAGGCGACUCGGCCGGAAGCCUCGACGUUCCGGGAAAGGGGGGUUCUGCCGGCAAAGCAGACGGCGCGGUGGUGGUCGACGACGAUCUAGUCAUGACGGAGGACUGGGACGGCGCGGCGGCCGGCGCGGCGGGAAAAGCGCAAACCGGCGGGGGAGACGGCCAGGCGGGGGAUGGUAAAGCCGGCGGAGACGGCGCCGGCGGCGGAGGCGACGGAGCGGGCGAGACAAUGGAGAUUAUGUUGGAAGACGGGCUGCAGUUAACGGUGGAGAUAGACUCGGGCGAGAAGCUUCUGAACGAGCUGGGGUACAAGCAGGAGCUCAAACGCGCGCUCGGGUUCUUCGAGCUGUUCUCCAUCGGCCUGUCUACCAUCACUGUGUUUACCGGCAUUGUGCCGUACUAUGGUCAGGCGUACAUCAACGGAGGCCCAGUGGCGGUGGUGUGGUACUGGUGGAUCACCGUCUUCUUCACGCACCUCAUCGCUCUCUCCAUGGCCGAAAUCUCCUCCUCCUUCCCCGUGAGUCCCCCUCUCCUCCUUCCCCGUGAGUCCCCCUCUCCUCCUUCCCCGUGGCUGGCACUCUCUUCUGUGGCCGGUUCCCUCUACUUCUGGUCGGCAGCACUGGCCGGGCCGAAGCACGGCCCCUUUGCUGCGUGGAUCACGGGCUGGCUUGAGUUUCUCGGCCUUUCUGUGGGGCUGGGCGGCGUCUCGUACGGCGGGGUGAUCAUGCUACAGUACACCGUGCUGGUCGCCACAGGAGGGGCGAAUGGGGGAGGCUACCUGCUGAACAACUACGAGUCAUUUGCCAUCACAGUGGGCGCCAUUCUCCUCUGCGGCAUUCUCAACUCCUUCUCCAUCAAGUUCAUUGGCCGCCUUGCCGUCGUCAGUGCCGUCUAUCAGAUGGGUCUCGCCAUAGUCAUCAUGAUUCUGCUGCCGUCGGUAGCGCCAGUGCACCAGAGUGCCUCCUUUGUCUUCACUCACCACCACGUGCAGCUGGACGUAUCUCUGCUGCCCACUAUGGCAAGUUUCGAGGCGCCUCAAAAACGCCUCUCACCUGCGUGCCCCUCCUCUCACUUUGAUACCCAUUGCUGCACAUCCCCCUUCCAAUCCCCCCCCCGGGCCUACGCCUUCAUAGCAGCCAUGCAGCAGUCCCAGUACUCCCUCUACGCAUACGACACCGCCGCCCACAUAGCAGAAGAAAUCAAGAGCUCUAACCACACGUUCUCUGCCAGCCAGCAUGGCAGAGACACGCACCCGCCACCACCCACAUGCAACUUCAUCUAUUCCCUCUCUCACCUUCCCUCCCUUCCCCUCUGGACCCUGCCCAGGCCGAUGCAGCUAUCGCAGUACUCCCUCUACGCAUACGACACAGUGGCCCACAUGGCAGAGGAGACCAAGCGCUCCGAUCGCGCGUCCCCAGCCAGCAUGGUGCUCUGCCUGUCCGCGGUCAGCCUGCUCGCGUGGGGGCUGCUCGUCGCCUUCACCUUCUGCAUUCAGAACGACGACAACCUCACCAGCCCGGACAGCGUUACGGCCGGCAAUCAGAUCCUGGUUACCAUCAUCUGGGAGGCCUUUUUCGCUCGCUUCGGCAGCGGCACAGGGGCGGUGGUGGUGCUCUCACUCAUCUACAUCGCCUUCCUCUUUGGCGUCUUCGCCGGCAUUCUUGGCGCCUCCCGCGCGGCCUACGCCAUAUCGCGAGACAAGGGCCUGCCAUUCGCGUUCAUCUGGCGGCGGGUGAACCGAGACAAGACGCCCAUCUACUCCGUGUGGCUCUGCUGUGGCGUCGCCAUCCUCUUCUCCCUGCCGCUCCUCAAGGACUCUUUCCUCUUCUCCGCCAUCACCUCCCUCGCCACCGUCGCCUGGGUGGGCGGCUAUGCUGUCCCCAUCUUCUUUCGGCUCAUUCAAAGGGAGGAGGACUUUGAACCGGGCCCGUUCUACCUCUCUAAAUACGUCGGCGUCUGGGGCAGGAAACUGAUCAACAUUGGAGCCAUUCUCUUUGUCCUUGAAACAGUCAGCAUCUUCAUGCUACCAAUGGUCUUCCCCAUCACCGCAAGCAACUUCAACUACGCGUGUGUCGGAAUCUUCGUGGUAGUUUCCUUCUUCCUCGUCUGGUG
This is a messenger RNA of Closterium sp. NIES-65, 2144 nucleotides long. The record is from the annotation of a GenBank genome assembly. Lineage: Eukaryota; Viridiplantae; Streptophyta; Zygnematophyceae; Desmidiales; Closteriaceae.